AUGAAAGAUGGUGAGCAGGUGACCAACAGUGGUUCCCUGCUAGUUACGCACAUGCUUCCACACACAGAAAGCAGGGCUGAUGAGAAGGGAAGCUUGCACAAGACUGGACGGCCUGACCCAGAGCCACCUGAGCGCUCACAGCUGAGGGGCUGCGUCCGUCACCGAGUUUCCUUGCACCUCAGAUUUCUUGGUCUUAAACACGGGAGUAGAGAGGAUAUUCUAUAUGCUUUGGUCCUUGGAAAUGCAUGGACAACUGUGUCACUCAGAAGACACUCAAAGUUUGUUAUAGGUGGUGAAAGAUCAACCACUAGAGGUUCUAGACAUUCAUAUCAUUCUUGA
Rangifer tarandus platyrhynchus (Svalbard reindeer) is the source of this 339-nucleotide messenger RNA. The record is from the annotation of a GenBank genome assembly. NCBI's taxonomy places the organism in Eukaryota, Metazoa, Chordata, Mammalia, Artiodactyla, Cervidae.